Mesocricetus auratus (golden hamster) is the source of this 7475-nucleotide messenger RNA. RefSeq names its product nuclear receptor coactivator 3 (gene Ncoa3). Gene Ontology annotation, cellular component: nucleus. Gene Ontology annotation, molecular function: protein dimerization activity; nuclear receptor binding. NCBI's taxonomy places the organism in Eukaryota, Metazoa, Chordata, Mammalia, Rodentia, Cricetidae. Gene Ontology annotation, biological process: cellular response to hormone stimulus; positive regulation of transcription by RNA polymerase II. The record is from RefSeq and is a predicted model, not a curated record. Bases 234 to 4433 code for a protein of 1399 amino acids. The transcript has 23 exons.
CGCCGCGGCUUCAGCGGCAGCCGCUUCAGCUCCUCAGAUCGCCGGCGGCGGCCUCGGCGAAGUCGGUGUCGGCGGCCGGGGCUGAGCUGCGAGUUUCCGAUCGAGAGCCGUGCUGGGGAAGAUGGCGGCGAGCGGAUCAGAAGAUUUGCUGAACAGUGGACUCGGAGAUCGGUAAAAAUAAGCUCCCACCUGAACCUCACUGACUGGGCUGCCAGUUGCUGAUCUUGUUCAAGAUGAGUGGACUAGGUGAAAGCUCCUUGGAUCCGCUGGCCACUGAGUCUCGAAAACGCAAAUUGCCUUGCGAUGCUCCAGGACAGGGUCUUACCUACAGUGGUGAAAAGUGGAGACGGGAGCAGGAGAGCAAAUACAUAGAAGAAUUGGCUGAGCUGAUAUCUGCAAAUCUUAGCGAUAUUGACAAUUUCAACGUCAAACCUGAUAAAUGUGCGAUUUUAAAGGAAACAGUGAGGCAGAUACGUCAAAUAAAAGAGCAAGGAAAAACUAUAUCCAGUGAUGAUGAUGUUCAGAAAGCUGAUGUGUCUUCUACAGGACAGGGGGUCAUUGAUAAAGACUCUUUAGGACCACUUUUACUACAGGCAUUGGAUGGUUUUCUGUUUGUGGUGAAUCGAGAUGGCAACAUUGUAUUUGUGUCAGAAAAUGUUACACAGUAUCUGCAGUACAAGCAGGAAGACCUGGUUAACACAAGUGUCUACAGCAUCUUACAUGAGCAGGACCGGAAGGACUUCCUUAAACACUUACCCAAAUCCACAGUUAAUGGAGUUUCUUGGAAUAACGAGACCCAGAGACAGAAAAGCCAUACCUUUAAUUGUCGUAUGUUGAUGAAAACACAUGAUAUUUUGGAAGACAUGAAUGCCAGUCCCGAAACUCGCCAGAGAUAUGAAACAAUGCAGUGCUUCGCCCUGUCGCAGCCUCGAGCUAUGCUGGAAGAAGGGGAAGACUUGCAGUGCUGUAUGAUCUGUGUGGCACGUCGAGUGACAACAGGGGAAAGGACAUUUCCGUCAAGUCCUGAGAGCUUUAUUACCAGGCAUGACCUGUCAGGAAAGGUUGUCAAUAUAGAUACAAACUCACUUAGAUCUUCCAUGAGGCCUGGCUUUGAAGACACCAUCCGAAGAUGUAUCCAGAGAUUCUUUAGUUCCAAUGAUGGGCAGUCAUGGUCCCAGAAGCGUCACUAUCAAGAAGCUUAUAUUCAUGGCCAUGCAGAGACCCCAGUGUAUCGCUUCUCAUUGGCUGAUGGAACUAUUGUGAGUGCCCAGACAAAAAGCAAGCUCUUUCGAAAUCCCGUAACGAACGAUCGUCAUGGCUUCGUCUCAACUCACUUUCUUCAGAGAGAACAGAAUGGAUAUAGACCAAACCCAAAUUCUGUAGGACAGGGUGUCCGGCCUCCUGCAGCAGGGUGCAACAUGAACAUGUCUCCCAACCAGAGCGUACAGACGCUGGGCAGCAGGACCUAUGGUGUGGCAGACCCCAGCAAUGCCGGGCAGAUGGGGGGAGCUAGGUAUGGGCCCUCCAAUAACAUAGCUUCGCUGACCCCAGGACAAAGCCUGCAGUCACCAUCUUCCUACCAGAAUAGCAGCUAUGGGCUCAACAUGAGCAGCCCCCCCCAUGGCAGUCCUGGUCUUGGCCCCAACCAGCAAAACAUCAUGAUUUCUCCACGUAAUCGCGGGAGCCCAAAGAUGGCCUCACACCAGUUCUCGCCUGUUGCAGGUGUGCACUCUCCCAUGGCAUCUGCUGGUGCUCCAGGGAGUCACAGCUUUUCCAGCAGCUCCCUCAGUGCCUUGCAAGCCAUCAGCGAGGGUGUGGGAACUUCUCUUUUAUCCACUCUGUCUUCACCAGGCCCCAAGUUGGAUAACUCUCCCAAUAUGAGUGUAAAUCAGCCAAGUAAAGGGGGCAGGCAGGACUCCAGGAGCCCCCUAGGCUUAUACUGUGAACAGAAUCCAGUGGAGAGCUCAGUGUGUCAGUCAAAUAGCAGAGACCACUCCAGUGACAAAGAAAGCAAGGAGAGCAGUGGGGAGGGCUCGGAGAGCCAAAGGGGUCCCCUGGAAAGCAAAGGCCACAAGAAACUGCUGCAGCUACUCACAUGCUCUUCUGAUGACCGAGGUCAUUCCUCCAUGACUAACUCCCCCCUGGAUUCAAAUUGCAAAGACUCUUCUAUUAGUGUCACCAGCCCCUCUGGAGUGUCCUCCUCAACGUCAGGAGCAGUAUCUUCUACUUCCAAUGUGCAUGGGUCUCUGUUGCAAGAGAAACACCGGAUUUUACACAAGUUGCUGCAGAAUGGCAACUCACCAGCGGAAGUCGCGAAGAUUACUGCAGAGGCCACCGGGAAGGACACCAGUAGUACUGCUCCCUGUGGAGAAGGGAAUGCCAGGCAGGAGCAGCUGAGUCCCAAGAAGAAGGAGAAUAACGCCCUCCUCAGAUACCUGCUGGACAGGGAUGACCCCAGCGAUGCCCUUGCCAAAGAGCUGCAGCCCCAAGCGGACGUAGGUGACAGUAAGCCGAGUCAGUGCAGCAGCUCCACCAAUCCCAGCUCCAGCCAAGACAAAGAUUCCAAAAUUAAGACAGAGCCCAGUGAGGAGGUAUCUGGAGACCUGGAUAAUCUAGACGCUAUUCUUGGUGAUUUGACUAGUUCUGAGUUUUACAACAACCCUGUAUCUACAAAUGGCAGCCAUCCAGGGACCAAACAGCAGAUGUUUGCAGGACCAAGUUCUCUGGGUUUGCGAAGUCCACAGCCUGUGCAGCCUGUUCGUCCUCCGUAUAACCGAGCCGUGUCUCUUGAUAGCCCUGUUUCUGUUGGCUCAGGUCCUCCAGUGAAGAACGUCAGUGCUUUCCCGGUGUUACCAAAACAGCCCACACUGACUGGGAACCCAAGGGUGAUGGAUAGUCAGGAGAAUUACGGUGCCAGUAUGGGUGGACCAAACAGAAAUGUCUCUGUUGCUGUGAAUCAGACUUCUUCCCCAGGAGAGUGGGGCUUGGCUAACUCAAAGGCCAGCAGAAUGGAACCUAUGGGAUCAAGUCCUCUGGGAAGAACAGGAGACUACAGUGCCCCUUUGCCAAGACCUGCCAUGGGGGGCUCAGUGCCCACCUUGCCUCUUCGCCCUAAUAGAAUACCAGGUGCAAGACCAACAUUGCAGCAGCAACAGCAGCAGCAGCAGCAGCAGCAGCAGCAGCAGAUCCUUCAAAUGAGAGCUGGUGAGAUCCCCAUGGGAAUGGGGGUCAAUCCCUAUGGUCAAGCAGCAGCGCCACCCAAUCAACCAGGCUCCUGGCCAGAGGGCACGCUGCCUAUGGAGCAAGGCCCUCAUGGGACUCAGAGCAGGCCUCUUCUUAGAAAUCCUCUGGAUGACCUGCUUGGGCCGCCUCCUAACACAGAAGGCCAGAGUGACGAAAGAGCGCUUCUGGACCAGCUGCACACACUCCUGAGCAACACCGAUGCCACAGGCCUGGAGGAAAUCGACAGGGCCUUGGGCAUCCCUGAGCUUGUGAAUCAGGGGCAGGCUUUGGAGGCCAAACAAGAUGUUUUUCAAGGCCAGGAAGCAUCAAUGAUGAUGGAUCAGAAAGCCGCACUCUAUGGACAGACGUACCCAGCCCAGGGUCCUCCAAUGCAAGGAGGCUUUAACCUUCAGGGACAGUCGCCGUCUUUUAACUCCAUGAUGAAUCAGAUUAACCAGCAAGGCAGCUUUCCUCUCCAAGGGAUGCAUCCCAGAGCCAGCAUGGUGAGACCGAGGACAAACACCCCGAAGCAACUGAGGAUGCAGCUUCAGCAGAGGCUGCAGGGCCAGCAGUUUUUGAAUCAGAGCCGGCAGGCACUUGAGAUGAAAAUGGAAAACCCUGCUGGUGGUGCUGCUGUGAUGAGGCCCAUGAUGCAGCCCCAGCAGGCUUUCUUUAAUGCUCAAAUGGCUGCCCAGCAGAAACGAGAGCUGAUGAACCAUCACCUGCAGCAGCAGAGAAUGGCAAUGAUGAUGUCACAGCCGCAGCCUCAGGCCUUCAGCCCACCUCCCAAUGUCACCGCUUCCCCUAGCAUGGAUGGGGUUUUGGCAGGAUCAGCAAUGCCACAAGCCCCACCGCAGCAGUUUCCAUAUCCAACGAAUUAUGGAAUGGGACAACCACAAGAUCCAACUUUUGGUCGAGUAUCCAGUCCUCCCAAUGCAAUGAUGUCAUCAAGAAUGGGCCCUUCCCAGAAUGCCAUGGUGCAACAUCCUCAGACUGCACCCAUGUAUCAGUCCUCAGAAAUGAAGGGGUGGCCAUCAGGGAACCUGGGCAGAAGCAGCUCCUUUCCCCAGCAGCAGUUUGCCCCCCAGGGGAAGCCUGCAGCAUACAGCAUGAUGCACAUGAACAACACUGGUGGUCACUUGGGACAGAUGAACAUGACCCCCAUGCCCAUGUCUGGCAUGCCCAUGGGUCCUGAUCAGAAAUACUGCUGACAUCUCCCCAGUGGACCGAUUAGGGAAUCACUGUACAAAUGACACUGCACAGGAUCAUCGGGAGGUAAUGAGUCAUUGUCAGGCAUCCAGCCUGGAAGCAAGGGCCAGCUUGACCAUCAGGGUGUUCCAAGUGCUGUCAUUUGAGCGGAACCGGGUCUCAAGCUGAAGCACUGUCUACCUGAUGCCCUGCCUCUGUGUGGCAUGGUGUUCUGCCUCAUGGGGACGUGACUCUGGAGAUAGGAAUGUCAUAAUCGCCUCUCUUGUGUCACUUCCUUCUGCCUCGCCAGCCAAAGUCUUCACAUAAAUCUAGGUGGCUAGGGUUUCUGCCUUGUAGCACUGGACGAGGAGCACAGUCUGCCUUCAAGUGUUUGUCACCAAGUAGUUCUGUGUCACUCUUCUGUUGUCCUUUACAGGUGUAGUCCCCAGAGUCUGUUGUCUUAGGUUUUUCUCCUGAUGAGGUCCCAAUACCCUGUAACUCUCAAGGAUUUGUUAUUGAUGUUAAUAAUGGCUUUGCAGAAGGGAAAAUGAGAUGACAAUAUUAAAUCUUCCCAUGCUAAUGUGCAGCCAAGUGCACUUUACUUAAGAAAUCGUGGAGAAAUGCAAUAUUCCCGAGGGCGUGAGGAAUGGUGAGCCACAUUCCUGGUUUUUGUCUGCACUAAUCUGUUAGGACAAGAACAUGAUUGUUUUUUGUUUGUUUGUUGUUUUCUUUCAAGUACUGGCGUCACCCUUUGCCUAUAUGGUAGAGCAAUAAUGCUUUGAAAUAAACUUGUGAAAUCCAAGGCCAGGUACUGCACCCUCAAUCAGAAGCUCACAGCGUUUCUGUGAAUAGAUUUCCUUUUUUGUAAAUAGGAUCUUUUAAGAUAUUGUAUUAUGUAAAAAUAUGUACAUACCUUUUUUUUGUAGGUCACAGCAGCUCAUUUUUAUAGAGUUUGUGAAGCUAAAUAUUUAACAUAGUCAAUUUCUGUAAACUCCAUGCAGUGAGGUUACAAACAGAAGAGGAGACAUCUGGAAUCCACAGCCUGGGGAGGAAGGGAGCCUGCAGCUUCCCCACCUCACCUUAGAGGCCUCACUCUUCAAUCUCCUAACCUAAGGCUUUUUAAACUCAUCAUUUGUUUAUAGAUGUAGGCAUUUAAAAAUUUCUUUACCAGAGAACUACGCACUUUGUUAAUUUGGGGGAAAGAAUAGAUGUGGGGCAAAUGAGCUUUUAAAAAAACAACCCAAGAAUUAAAAAAAUGAAGCAAAUUGAUUUCAAAAAGAAUCUUUACAUUUUAAAGCAGUCCGUAAGUUAAAUGGUAAUAGUUUUGGUAAACUCAGUAUGGGGUAUGUAGCCCCUUCAUCUUAGGAGUGACUGUGGUUGCUAGGUCCUGAGCCACACUUAGGUGGCAGGCGCUGAGACUUUGCCGUGGGGUCUGCUGUCUGCUCAGCUCUUUGUUGUUCUGCGCAUGGGGUCUCUUACUACCUCUCUGCAUCGGGGUGCUGAGUCAGAACCAGGCCUGCCAGUGCUGCUGAGUCAGGGGAGGGCCUGGUCGCCUGCCAGCCCCUCCCCGCCACUUCUCUUGCCUCUUCUUGGCACCUGCUCCAGUAAGUUUGGAGUAGGGGAAAACCAAAUUUAAUGCCCUUUACUUGGGUUUCCUUAGGUUCAAACAAUUACAUGAAAUUGGGUCACUAGACUAUCCACAGCUUUCAGACAUCUCUGCCAGCCUUGGUGUCAUUUUCUGAGAGCCAACUAGUUUUUAAAGGCCACUUGUUCUCUAUAUCCCUGAAGGGACAUCGCUUGUCUAUGAACAAGUAAAGCCAGUAUAUCCAGAGCCACCUCAAGUGUGGACUUGACUUUCCAACGUGUCCAGGUCCUGAUGGGAUUCCUCCUGUGACUGACCUACUGCCCCAGGUUGUAAAUCCAUAAGCUUCCAUUGUGUCACUGUGCACGUGACAGCCUCUGCCUGAGUCGGGCCGGUGUGGCUGAGACUUCCUUGCUUAGACUGUAGCCACAGUGGUGCUCCUGCCUCUCUUAAAGACAUUAAACCCAACUUUGUGAUUCCUGCCUCAGCAUCCCAGUGCCAGGCUAACUGGUUGGCACCCACUUUUUGUAUGGGGAAAAAUGACGUUUAUUGUGUUUUUAUAUUUUCUACUUAUUUUUAUUGGUGCAAAUCCCAAAUUCAGAUUUUUUUUAAUAGUCUUGGGGAUAAUUUGCUUUUACCUGACUUGCCCUUUAAUCUUUUUUGGAUCAUUCUCUUUGUACUCCUGUUGCCUACCUCGCCUCCCCCUCUGCUGGACCCUCUUUAAACCUAGGUGUCUUUUGAACAAACAGUAAUCUUUCCACCUGCUUUUAUGAUGUGGGACGUUUCCAGUACCUACUUUUUGCUGAAUCCAAAGAUAUAUAAAUAAAAAUAUAUUUUAUGAAGAUCAAAUGAUAUUAAGGAAACAUGUUUCUUCAAAAUUUAAUGUAGCUGUACUGUUGCUGUUGGUAUUAGGACGUUCUCUCUCAAACAGCCCUACUCCAUGUAUCAGGAUUAAUUGAGUACAGAGAUGAGUUGGGGGCACAUAGCAGUGGGUACUGGAGAAGUUUCUGCCAAGUUUCUUUAGUCAGAGGCAGAUGCAGAGGAUUGCCAGUUGCCCACAUGCCUGUCCAGUCCCUUUCUAUCUGGAGGGAGGCCGUGAGUUGUGUUCCCAAGUAGGGUGGUUACAGGAGAAAGUCUAGGCUAGCUGAAGCUGUGACCCUGGCCCGCAGCCGAGGGGUUGUUUCCACCUCAAGAAGCAGGCGCUGUUCUGUUUGUUCUUGUCGCCUCCCUUUUCUCUCCCCUUUGAAUGUAUGGAGUUUUGAAGAAGAUGAAAUGUCACUCCGAGAGCGGUGAAUUCUCAGGAACUGACACCAUUGAACAAAUUUGGGUUUAAUCAAGUUUAUAUUAAGUGUCACCUGAAAUGGAGUCAUUCUUUACCCUGCAAGGAAUCGAAAUCAUGUGGGUGACUCAGUUGAAGUGAGUUUUGAAUGCCUUGCUGACUGUCUGGAUGUUCUUGUAAAUAAAGGCUUCUAUUUAAACCUCA